AUGACGUCUGAGACCACACAUGACUGCCAUGUGUCGGCCGCAGCCGCUGAAGACAACAGCUACUACGCUUCCCAAGACGAAGAAGAAGAAGAAAAGGCUUUAGAAGAAGCACUGGAAAUGUCCAACGUUCAAGAGGCUGAAGAAUUGGGGGAAACGUUGGAGGCACCAGUGUCCCCGUAUGCGUGUGCUUACUGCAAUCUGGAUUCGCCGCGAUCGGUGGUGAAAUGCAACAUCUGCAAUAAAUGGUUCUGUAAUUCUAAAAACGGAACCUCAACCUCGCACAUCAUCAACCACUUCGUACUCUCGCACCACAACAGUGUCUCUUUGCAUCCAGAAUCGGAUCUGGGUGAUACAGUACUAGAGUGCUAUAAUUGCGGCUGUAAAAACGUGUUUGUGCUGGGGUUUGUGUCCGCCAAAAGCGAAGCCGUGGUAGUCAUGUUGUGCCGCUUACCGUGUGCUCAAAACAAGACUGUGAGCUGGGACACGGAUCAGUGGCAAUCCCUAAUAGAAAACCGUCAAUUUUUGUCUUGGGUCGCCGAAGAACCGACGGAUGAGGAAUUAUUGCGCGCAAGAAUGAUAUCACCCAGUCAGAUUUCUAAGCUAGAGGCCAAAUGGCGUUCCAAUAAGGAUGCCACCAUAAACGACAUAGACACUCCGGAUGACAGGGAAGAAGUGCCUCACGUUCUUAUGAGAUACGCAGAUGCAUACCAGUAUCAAAGAUCUUUUGCGCCACUUGUGAAAAUCGAAGCCGACUAUGACAAGCAUUUGAAAGAGUCUCAGGCUCUCGAACAUAUCUCCGUGUCCUGGACUCUAGCUUUGAAUAAUCGGCACUUAGCAUCGUUCGCGUUGUCGACUUUCGAGUCUAACGGCUUGAAAGUGGCGGUCGGGGAUGAGAUGAUUUUAAGAUACUCAGGUGUCCAGCACGCUGAGUGGGAAGGGCGUGGUUACAUAGUGCGCCUACCGAAUAGCUUUCAUGAUCAAUUGAUGCUUGAGUUGAAACCCAAUAAAAACCUGCCACCAACUCAUCUCAAUACCGGUUUCACUGCGGAAUUCGUAUGGAAGGGAACUUCCUACGACAGGAUGCAAGAAGCAAUGAAGAAGUUUGCAGUGGUCAAAAAAUCUGUUUCGGGUUUCCUUUAUUAUAAGAUUCUUGGACAAGACGUUCCCGAUCUGGAAUUUGACGUUGACAUGCCCGAUCACUUUUCCAUACCUCAUUUCACACAAUUGAACGUUUCUCAGUCGAAUGCAAUCCGUCAUGUGUUACAGCGUCCUUUAUCUUUGAUUCAGGGCCCACCUGGUACAGGUAAAACUGUGACUUCUGCUACAAUUGUCUAUCAUUUAUCCAAACUGCACAAGGAACGAAUUCUUGUCUGUGCACCUUCCAAUGUAGCAGUGGACCACCUUGCUGCCAAACUUCGCGAUCUGGGUUUGAAAGUUGUGCGUCUUACUGCCAAGAGCAGAGAAGACGUUGAGAGUUCUGUGUCGAACUUGGGACUCCACAACUUGGUCUCGAGAUCUGCCAAAGGUGAACUGAAGAAAUUAUUAAAGCUGAAGGAUGAUGUAGGGGAGCUAUCUUCUGCAGAUACUAAAAAAUUUGUGAAGCAAGUGAGGAAGUCCGAACUUGAAAUUCUGAAAAAGGCAGACGUUGUUUGUUGUACCUGCGUUGGUGCUGGUGACAAAAGAUUAGAAGCCAAAUUUAGAACUGUAUUGAUUGAUGAAAGCACCCAAGCUUCAGAGCCUGAGUGCUUGAUACCAAUUGUUAAGGGUGCCAAACAAGUCAUCCUUGUGGGUGACCAUCAACAAUUGGGGCCUGUCAUUCUGGAUAGAAAGGCCGCUGACGCGGGCCUCAAGCAAUCGCUUUUCGAAAGGCUCAUUUCUUUGGGCCACGUUCCAAUUCGUCUGGAAGUCCAAUAUCGUAUGAAUCCUCACUUAAGUGAGUUUCCUAGCAAUAUGUUUUAUGAAGGAAGCUUGCAAAACGGGGUUACGAUCGAACAACGUACUGUUGAAAGUAGCACCUUUCCAUGGCCAAUUCAUGAUCUUCCGAUGAUGUUUUGGUCUAACUACGGUAGAGAGGAAAUCUCCGGUAACGGUACAUCGUACCUUAACAGAAUUGAGGCUAUGAAUUGUGAGCGUGUCAUCACCAAGCUUUUCAGAGAUGGGGUGAAACCCGAUCAAAUUGGUGUCAUCACUCCAUAUGAAGGUCAGAGAGCCUACAUUGUUCAAUACAUGCAAAUGAGCGGCUCGUUGGACAAGGAUCUGUAUAUGAACGUUGAAGUAGCUUCAGUGGAUGCUUUUCAAGGGCGUGAGAAGGAUUACAUUAUUUUGUCGUGCGUACGUGCUAACGAACAACAAGCAAUUGGGUUUUUAAGCGAUCCACGCCGUUUGAACGUCGCCUUGACCCGUGCUAAGUAUGGUUUGGUCAUAUUAGGAAAUCCAAGAUCUCUCUCAAGGAAUAGUUUAUGGAGUCAUCUUUUGGUGUAUUUCAGACAAAAGGGUUGUUUGGUCGAAGGCGCUCUUGACAAUUUGCAACUCUGCACCGUCCAAUUGACAAGGUCUCCGAAUGCAAGAAUGGCUCGCAAACCGAACUUUGAUAGAACAAACUUGAACCACACUGCAGACUUUGGUAAGGUCAAUUUCGAUGACUUCGAUACGCAAAGUUUGAUGUCGUACGGUGGCGCUGAUGAGUUCGAUGGGGCUACCAACAAUCAGUUGAAUUCUUUUUUCCAAAAUUACUCAUCUUUUCCACAAACAACACAUAACCAGCAUGUACCCGACCCCCAUGCGUUCGACGGAAGAAAUAUUGAUUUGGCACCAGGCCAUGGGCUACAGAGAUAUAAUGAAGACGCUUCAAGAUACGAGAACGCAGUCACGAACGGUGAUAAAGUUGAUGCGUUAGAGGGCAUGAAAAACCUACGAGUUUAA
Messenger RNA from Lachancea lanzarotensis, 2922 nucleotides. It is a transcript of the gene NAM7, whose product is annotated as LALA0S02e02498g1_1. Gene Ontology annotation, molecular function: ATP hydrolysis activity; ATP binding; zinc ion binding. Gene Ontology annotation, biological process: nuclear-transcribed mRNA catabolic process, nonsense-mediated decay. NCBI's taxonomy places the organism in Eukaryota, Fungi, Ascomycota, Saccharomycetes, Saccharomycetales, Saccharomycetaceae. The transcript has a single exon. Gene Ontology annotation, cellular component: cytoplasm. Bases 1 to 2922 code for a protein of 973 amino acids. The record is from RefSeq and is a predicted model, not a curated record.